Molecule: messenger RNA, 1528 nt
Organism: Oldenlandia corymbosa var. corymbosa
Lineage: Eukaryota; Viridiplantae; Streptophyta; Magnoliopsida; Gentianales; Rubiaceae
Source: the annotation of a GenBank genome assembly
GGUCUGCCCAAGUGGUAGAGUCUAUGAAAGGGUCAUUUCAUUGCAACUGGGGAGAUCUAUUAGCCACAAGUGGGAAACUAAUCUACCCCUCGACGAACAUGUUAUAGCUUGACCUCGCUUUCAUUUUGAUUCUGAUGUUGGGGGCAAUAGAAGAACAUAGGAUUAUUCCAAUAUAAGUCAAGGCCCCCCCAUUUGGAGAUUCUGUGAUUGUUUGUAUUAGAGAGUGUGUUACUAGGAUGGCAGCCGGCAGUUUUGAUCACCUAGGAAGAUUCCAUACUUUAUAAAUGUAAUUAUAGAUCACUAACACGUCAUCAUCCUGACUUUUAUCUUGAUCUAAAAGCAAAAAUUAAUUCCAGUUCCAAUAUUAGUAAAGAUUUACGAUCUUUGUUUUUGACCCUCAAAACAGUCCUCUUUCAACACUCAAUUACUCUCAUGGCAGGAACCUCUCUACUCUCAGCAGCGUGUCGAAGGCUAGAAGGAAAAGUGGCAUUGAUCACGGGAGGAGCUAGUGGAAUUGGAGAAUGCACAGCCAAACUCUUCUCAAAUCAUGGUGCUAAAGUUGUCAUUGCUGAUAUUCAAGAUAAGCUAGGACAAUCAUUGAGCCAGAAAUUAGGUUCAUCAGAUUGUACAUUCGUUCAUUGUGAUGUAACCCACGAAGAUCAAGUAAAAAAUGCCGUUAACAAAACAGUUGCAGCCUUUGGAAAACUGGACAUCAUGUUCAACAACGCGGGAACCAUCGAAGAUCCGAAUAAAACCCGGAUCAACGAAACGGAGUUAGAAGACUUUGAAAGAGUGCUCAGAGUGAAUGUGUCAGGGGUGUUUCUCGGGAUGAAGCACGCGGCUCGUGUGAUGAUUCCUGCCCGAACCGGAUGCAUAAUUUCCACUUCCAGCUUAGCCUCCGGCACCGCCGGGGCUGGACCCCAUGCUUACACCGCUUCCAAGCACGCGGUUGUUGGCCUGACGAAGAACUUGGCUGUGGAGCUUGGAAGAUAUGGGAUCAGGGUCAAUUGUUUGUCACCGUUUGGGGUUGAAACGCCUUUGGCUACGGAAUUCUUGGGGAUUGAGGGAGCUGAUUUUCAGGAUGCUUUAAGGUCGCAAGCCAACCUUAAAGGCGUAACUCUUAGAGGUGAAGAUGUUGCUGAAGCUGCCCUGUAUCUAGCAAGUGAUGAUUCUAAGUAUGUGAGCGGACAAAACUUAUUCAUCGACGGCGGCCUAAGCAUUUGCAACUCUUCCCUCAAUAUGUUUGCAUAAUAAUGUUCUAGAUUCAUGUUUAAGCAGAUGGAAGCAUUUUGAAUAAAACUCUUUGAUUACCCUGCACUUUUUUCCCCCUCGAGUUUCCUAUUAGUCGAGAAACAUGUGUGAUUAUAAAGAUUUCAAUCCAAAGCAUUUUCUCUGGUCAAAUGGGACCAUCAUAUCUUUUGUUCUUACUUCUUAGUAAAUAGCAUUUGUGGAUUGUGACGAAGAAAAAUGCAUUUUGGCAGAACUGAGAUAGGAUUUUGAAUAUUUUUUAUUUUGACUUAACUUGCGA